AAGGAAAGAGCGUAAUUCUUCUUGAAGAAAACAGGGACACGAAUCAAAUUCCUUGGAACCAAUGCCCAAUUGUGAGGGAAAGCUUACCAAUCUCUCGGUGCUUGCAGGUUGCCAAAGAAUAUUGUGAGCAAUUGGGUGUUGAACCUUGUAUAAAACUUUUUGAGCAAUUCAAAUCAUAUGAAGGAUUGUACUUCUUCUUGGGGUCUUAUCUGAGCUCAAGUGAGGACCCUGACAUCCAUUUUAAGUAUAUUGAAGCAGCUGCAAAGACAGGGCAGAUCAAGGAGGUUGAGCGUGUUACAAGGGAAUCAAAUUUCUAUGACCUAGAGAAGACUAAAAAUUUCUUGAUGGAAGCCAAGCUUCCGGAUGCUAGACCCCUAAUAAAUGUGUGCGAUCGAUUUGGUUUUGUUCCAGAUUUGACACACUACCUGUAUACAAACAACAUGCUCCGGUAUAUUGAAGGAUAUGUGCAGAAGGUCAAUCCUGGAAAUGCUCCACUAGUUGUGGGGCAGCUGCUAGACGAUGAAUGUCCCGAAGAUUUUAUUAAAGGCUUGAUUCUCUCUGUCCGUUCGCUUCUUCCUGUUGAGCCUCUCGUGGACGAGUGUGAGAAAAGGAACCGGCUUCGGUUACUUACCCAAUUUUUGGAGCAUCUUGUGAGCGAAGGAAGCCAGGAUGUGUAUGUGCACAAUGCACUUGGAAAGAUCAUUAUAGACAGUAAUAAUAACCCUGAGCACUUUCUCACUACCAACCCAUAUUAUGAUUCACGUGUCGUGGGCAAAUACUGUGAGAAGCGUGAUCCUACCCUUGCUGUUGUUGCCUAUCGGAGAGGGCAGUGUGAUGAUGAACUCAUCAAUGUAACAAAUAAGAACUCCCUGUUUAAGUUGCAGGCCAGGCUCCAGGAAUGGUUUCAAUGAUGAGGGAACUCCAAAAUCCGCUGCUAGGAAGUCACCAUCUUGGAAUUGAUGAUACCAAAAAUAUUGCAAGAGUGGUACAACACAUGCUUAUAGAUGGUGCUCUUUUGCAAAUUACUGCAAGGAGAUUACGUGGUUCUCUUGAAAAAGUUGAGUUUCUAUUUGAAAAUGGUGGGAGUAUAUUGGCGUCACUUGGUUCCUUUCAGCAAAUGUGGUUUUCAAAAUCUAAGCUUUUACAUCCACUCUACCUUUCAAUAUUCAACUUUUCUCCUUUUUUUUCUCCCCAUUUUCAGUCUAUUUUAUCUCUCGAUUAACAGGUUUGAGGAACAUGGAGCUUCUAAUGUUCAAAGAAAAUGCCCGUAAAGUACAUUACUGGUGCAGACAAUUAUCACAUUAGACAGAAAUUCAUGGAGCUGACUUCACUUUGAUUAGUUCGCUGACGGUAUGGGUUGCUCGGUUUUAAUAUCCUGCUUUAUAGGCGCCCAAACAAUGUACUAUAUAUAUUGUACCUCUCGCGAAUCGUUGCUAAUGUUGUACAAUUACGUUAGCUGACUUUUAGUUCAACAAAUUAUACUUGUUAGGGAAUCUUUCAAGUUUGUACUUGUUACUGACUUUUAGUUUAACAAAUUAUAUUUGAGCAUUGACUUUUGCUUUUAGAU
Molecule: messenger RNA, 1567 nt
Organism: Coffea arabica (coffee)
Lineage: Eukaryota; Viridiplantae; Streptophyta; Magnoliopsida; Gentianales; Rubiaceae
Source: RefSeq, a predicted model, not a curated record